AUGGAGUCCUUCGACAUUACCGCCCUUUAUACAAACGUGUCGAAUGACUCCGCAAUGCAAGCCAUAUUCGAACUCCUUCUACAACACGAAGGAGAAAUAAACAUGUAUGGCUUCAUGGUAGCGCAGUUGAUGGCACUCUUAAAAGAAUGCUUGAGCUGCUCAAUCUUCAGAUGGUCCGGAAAGUACUACACUCAAAUAAGAGGGUUGGCAAUAGGACAGCGUCUGGCACCAAGUCUUGCCAUUGCGUUUGUGUCUAAGGUGGAAGCACCGGUGACUGAUCUCGGGCCGCUACUCUACUGUAGGUAUGUAGACGACUGCUUUGUCCUUUGCUCAACACAAGAGGAAAUGGACAAAUGCUUCGAAUUGUUAAACGCACAGUCAGAGUAUAUCAAGUUCACCCGAGAAAUGCUAUUGUAUCCUAUGCGAUCCUAG
Molecule: messenger RNA, 432 nt
Organism: Angiostrongylus costaricensis
Lineage: Eukaryota; Metazoa; Nematoda; Chromadorea; Rhabditida; Metastrongylidae
Source: the annotation of a GenBank genome assembly